Messenger RNA from Gekko japonicus, 953 nucleotides. RefSeq names its product TatD DNase domain containing 1 (gene TATDN1). The transcript has 11 exons. NCBI's taxonomy places the organism in Eukaryota, Metazoa, Chordata, Lepidosauria, Squamata, Gekkonidae. The record is from RefSeq and is a predicted model, not a curated record. Gene Ontology annotation, molecular function: 3'-5'-DNA exonuclease activity. Bases 273 to 953 code for a protein of 226 amino acids. Gene Ontology annotation, cellular component: cytosol.
CGCUUCCUUCUUUGUCGCAAAGACAAAGAAUAUCGCACGCUCCCGGUUGACCCUUUUGGGCCAGCAUAACGAAAGAGCGAAGCGCGGCAGAGAAGCUCCCCAUCUUUGCAGUAGCAUUGCGCCCCGCAUAUGGCGGCGGAGGUGGUCCGAUGGAACCCGGAUGUGGCGGCUGAGUGUCCUGCUGCUCCCUCCCUCUUUACUCCUCCCUACAGACUGGGAUACUGAGAGCGAGGGAGAGCGGCGCGCGUGGAACGGUUCGGGUCAUCGCCGUCAUGAGCCGCUUCAAGUUCAUUGAUAUUGGUGUUAACUUAACGGAUCCUAUGUUCAGAGGCAUAUACAGAGGGACUCAAAAGCAUCAAGAUGACUUCCUAGAUGUAGUGGAUAGAGCAGUCAAGAUUGGUGUGAAAAAGUUCAUGAUCACGGGCGGAAGUUUGCAAGAUAGUAAAGAGGCUCUGCAGCUGGCACAAACAAAUGACGUGUUUUACAGUACUGUUGGCUGCCAUCCCACCCGCUGUGCAGAAUUCGACCAGAGCAACCCUGACCAGUACUUAGCAGAGUUACAAAGUCUAGCUGAAAAAAAUAAAGGGAAGGUCAUCGCCAUUGGGGAGUGCGGCCUGGAUUUUGACAGACUAGAAUUCUGCCCUAAAGACACCCAGCUCAAGUAUUUUGAAAAGCAAUUUGAUCUUUCCGAACAAACAAAACUGCCGAUGUUCCUGCACUGUAGAAACGCACAUUCAGAAUUCUUAGAUAUAAUGAGGCGAAACAGAGAGAGGUGUAUGGGAGGGGUGGUGCAUUCUUUCGAUGGCACCAAAGAAGCAGCGGCAGCUAUAAUCGAUUUGGAUCUCUACAUAGGAAUAAACGGUUGUUCGCUGAAAACAGAAGCCAACUUAGAAACGGUGAGGUCAAUUCCAAAUGAAAGACUAAUGAUAGAGACAGCCAAGUACUGGAAAUAA